Messenger RNA from Ostreobium quekettii, 1878 nucleotides. NCBI's taxonomy places the organism in Eukaryota, Viridiplantae, Chlorophyta, Ulvophyceae, Bryopsidales, Ostreobiaceae. The record is from the annotation of a GenBank genome assembly.
AUGGCGACGAUCCUGGGACCGCAAGUGCCCGGCUCGGCGUUCCAGUCUCCGCCCUACGCUUACCACGGCCAGAUCAACGCCUCCGGCUACCUCCCAGAGCCCUACCCCGCCCCACCCCACACCUACCCGCCACCCCAGCGCUGGCUGCCCAACUACCCCCAUCCCCCCACCCCCUACGCGGCGCCCCACCUUUCGGGGCUCCAGCAUCGCCUCCCCGUGCCCUACUACCACACCCAGGUGUUCCCUCCCACCCCCUCGUCCGCCCCGUACUACCCGGGUCACCAGGUCCUGCCAUUCUCCCUGCAUUACCCGCACUGGCCAUUUCAGGGCAGCAGCCCCAGCCCUGAUGGGCACAGGGGCGGGACAUGUUUCAAUAAGCCGCGCAGCCCGGAUGGCGCGCCCGCGAGGCGCCGCGUGUCCAGGCGCACGAAGUCGGACAUGUCUCGCGGUGGCUGGGGAUCGAGGGGAGGUGCCCAGAGGGCGGAUGGGCGUGAUGCGAUCGGAGGGCUGGCGGGCGACGGGCACCACAGGAGGAACAGCUGGGACAGCGGCGGGGAUGGCCGGAGGAGUAGAAACGGGUCGAGGAACGGCGGCAGGGGAUGCGGGACGCGGUCGCCAUGUAACACAAGGAAUGGAGACGGAAGGCUGCAGCGAACCAACAGGCAGCACUCGAAACAGCAGACCAGCAUAAGGGGGGGCGUGACCACGCCCGCCCUCCCCUUCACCUCCAAGCGCCCCUCCGAGCCCCGCCUGAGGCGCAGCGUGACGCCCGAUGAGGACAUCACCUGCUCCAAGGCACUGAGCGCCUACAGCGAGGUGGCGGACGGUGCCCUGGAACUUCGCCCGGCCAGGGGGGCACUGGGCAGGGGGAGGGCCGGGAGGGCAGUAGCGCAGCCGCACUGCUUGAGGAUGGCCCUAGCAUCAGCGCAGGGUGGGUUGGACAAGGGAUACAUGCCAGAGCUGACGGGGAACGGGACCGGUGGAGCCUACUUCAUCCGCGCCAAGACAGGGGACCCCAUCGCGGUGUUCAAGCCAAGAGACGAGGAGCCACGCGCCUCGAAUAACCCGCGUGGCCUGGCGGCCGCCGCGGAGGCCGGGAAGGGGCUCAAGAAGGGGGUCAGGCCAGGGGAGGGGGCGGGCCGGGAGGUGGCGGCGUACCUGUUGGACCACGGCCACUUCGCGGGCGUGCCGCCCACGCAGCUGGUGGUCUGCAGGUCCAAGAAUAAAGUGACGCAGGAGUCUCGGCUGGGCAAGACUGGGGAAGGGGGCAUCAGCAAGGUGGGCAGUCUCCAGAAGUUCAUCCUUUCAGAUGCGGACUGUGAGGAGAUGGGGCCGGCAGCAUUUUCCAAGUCCCAGGUGCACAAGAUCUGUGUGCUCGACAUGCGACUGGCCAACGCCGACCGGAACGGGUCCAACAUCUUGGCCUGCCGGAUGGAGGACGGCUGGGAGCUCACGCCCAUCGACCACGGGUACUGCCUGCCUGACACCCUCGAGGACCUGUGCUUCGAGUGGAAGUACUGGAAGCAGGCAAAGGAGCCGUUUGACGAAGCUGCACUCAAGUACAUUGCCAAGUUGGACGCCAAGGAGGAUAUCCGCACCCUGGAGCAGCAUGGGAUCAGCCUGAGGGAGGGGUGCAGGAGGGUGUUCAGGACGUGCAACUCUCUGCUGAAAAAGGCGGCCGCGCGCGGGCUCAAUCCGCACGAGAUCGCCAGCAUCAUGUGCAGGGAGGCCUUUGAGCCGUCGCCACUUGAGAGGCUGUUCAACGCAGCCCUGGGGAGCUUCAAGGGUGAGGCCGUCGAUGAGGAUGUGCUGAUUUCUGCCGUGGACAAGCGGAUCGACAGGUACCUGGAUGGGCUUGACCGCAGAAGGAGGAGGUGA